Molecule: messenger RNA, 1461 nt
Organism: Mytilus californianus (California mussel)
Lineage: Eukaryota; Metazoa; Mollusca; Bivalvia; Mytilida; Mytilidae
Exons: 4
Coding region: 80-814 (244 amino acids)
Source: RefSeq, a predicted model, not a curated record
UAUUCCUGGUAAUUUAUUGGUGUUAAUAACUAGUAGAAACUUAACCAAGAAGGAUAUUUUUAUCUGCCAGCUACAAAAUAUGUAUGGAACCACUGAAAUUCCGUUUUAUAUAACUAAUGCAAGAGAAGAAUAUUUGGCUAUAUUACCUAAAGACGAAAGAGAACUUACCACAGUGUCUGACCCCGUUUUAAGUGGCAAAGGUAUAUUUCAAGUUUAUUCAUUGUAUAUAUACAUAAGCUGUGCUGUGCUUGUUUUGUUCGUUUUCAUUAUUGGAUCCCUUAUGGUUCAGAACAAAUUGAAAAGCCAUACAACUGCCGAAUUAACAGUUCCAUUACCUACCAUUAUUGACGAAUCUUUAACAAGACGCUUAAGCAACAGUAUGCAGAUGGUUUCAUCUACACAUGCAAUAGUUUCACUAAACUCUCUUAGUCCGCGAGAACCAAAUAUAGAGUCGGAAAGUGAUUCAAGUUUAUACGAGUAUCCUAUGUCAUGUCCUGUAAUCGACCACUUCAGUUAUGAUUAUGUAGAUAACACGAAACUGGAUAUUCAUUUUUAUGACAUUUGCAAAGAAAAAAGAACGCAUGAUGAAAAAGGCAAUGUUAUCGUCAGAAACAGCGAUGACACAAUCAACUCAUAUACUGUCCCACACAAUACCUAUCUAGUCGUAUUAGACUCGACAAAAAGUUUCAGUAUUAGAAAUGACACAUUAGCUGCUGGUUUGGAAAGACGGAAAUCAUCAUUGGAAACAUUUGAAAAAAGAAAUCAGUUAAUGAAAGAUUCUGCAAGCGCACGAAAAAGACUUCAUUCCAUAUAACUGAACCGCUCAAAUGUAGAAUAUAUCGAUUCAGCAAAGUUUAAUUUUGUCAUAAGGAGAAACGUAUAAAAUGGAUUUGAAGAUUCAAAUAUGUUUCUAUAGUUCAUUUAUAGCCUUUUAGGGUCGAAGUUGUUGUUGUAGUUAAAUAGUUUUAUGAGAUUUGAACAUUGGUUCACUAUACUACUCUAAUUUAUACAACAUAGAAAAAUUAUCAACUAUAUUGAUCUAGUCUUCCUUGUGUGUGUGUUUUUUUUUUUUAAAUUUUGGUUCAUUUGUAUGUUUCGGAGUUUAGUGUGGCGUCCUUUUGCUGAACAGGUUUUAUUAUGUAGGGGCAAGCUGAAGCUCGUCUCCGACAUGACAUUGUAAGCCUUUAUUCUAAAGAAAGGUCAACAGACUCUCUUAGAGGUAACUAAUGCAGGAUCUAUAAAUACAAGCCAAGUUCUGUCGGAGGGGACGUUUAAUCAGAUGUCUGUCUCUGUGUGUUAAAGACUCCUUGCAACAAGGACGGCAAAAUGUCGGUUUCUAUCCAACAAACCCUCAUUUUAUAUGCAGUGGUACCGGUAGCUCAAAGUUUUUGACCUUCAUCAUGUACGACCUACCUUGCAUAGUAUAUCUAUUGUAUAUAUAAUAAAUGUUCUCAUCUUUAA